AUGAAACCAAACAAUCCUGUUGGACCAAAGAAAUCUGGUAUAUCUGUUGAAAGCAAAACACCUAACAUCUUUACUGGCACCAGCCUUGCUGACAGAAAGAAACAUAGCAUUCCAGCUGAUACUAUGAAACCCACCAGCCGUGAUGAAUCAAAGAAAUCCACCAUUUCAGACGAAUCCAAGAAAUUCCCUAGCCCAGAUGACUCCAAGGAACUCUCUAGCCCAGUUGAAUGCGAUAAACUAUCUAGCCCAGAUGAAUCCAAGGAACUCUCUAGCUCAAAUAAACCCAAGAAAAUCUCCAGCCCAGAUGAAUCAAAGAAACUUACCAAUCCAGAUGAAUCCAAGGAACUUACUAGUGCAGAUGAAUAUAAACAACUCACCAAGUCAAAUGAAUACAACAUACUCUGUAGCCCAAAUGAAUCGAAGAAGUUCACCAACUCAGCUGAAUCCAAGAAACUCAUCAAUUCAGCUGAAUCUAAGAAACCCUCCAGCUCAGCUGAACCUAAAAAGUUCACUAGCUUAAUUGAAUCCAAGAAACUUACCAGCCCAUCUGAAUCCAAGAAACUUACCAGCUCAGCUGAAUCCAAGAAAGUCGCCAGUCCAGCUGAAACCACUAAACUUAUUAACCUAGCUGAAACAAAGAAACUUGCUAGCUUACAAGAAGUUAGAAAAAACUCUAAUUUAACUGAAACCAAGAAACUUAUCACACCAACUGAAGUCAACAAUAGUACCAACCCAAUCGAAAUAAAAAAACUCAGUAGCGAACCUCCUACAAUAAAAACUACUGAAGUAAAUGCUACCCAUUUAGCCCCUACGGUAUCCUCCUCGUUCUCCUCACUAGUUUCAACCACCGAGGCCCCCAAAAAUCAGGAUCUUACAUCCGAGGUAUUUCCAGCAGUACUGGGAGAAAAGGCAGGAAGACACCUGACAACAUCAUUACAAAAAGUACCAAAGUUUUCAUUUAACGAAGACUCAAAAGUUUCUUGGCAUCACGAAAUAAUUGAAAAGAAAUCUAGAAAAGACAGCGAACUCAAGAUAUCAAACUCUCCCGAAUUCCUUAUUACUAAGCCCAGAGAGAUUCCACCAAUAAAAAUUUCCCGUAAACUGUCUAUUAAAAUUGUUGAUCAUGAUAGACUUGAGCUAAAGGAAGACUCAGAAGUGGACAGUGGAGUGGGCAGUGAUGUAAGUAGUCGCCCUGAAACCCAAUUGAGCGUGGAGGAUGACUUGUGGUCACCUACCAAUUCCACACCAGAAAUAGAGAAACCAGCUACUCCAUCUAAGCCAUCCCUUACUCCUCCCCCAACACCAUCACCAUCAACUAGCAAUCCGUGUCCAUCGCCUAAUGCUGGCUAUUCAUUGUGCCCUACUCCGUUACAUGUUCCGUCCAUUUCGCCAAAGUUGUGCCUCUCUCCUCGCGAGGAAAACGAGCCGCAGCGAGACGAUAUCGGAGCGUUGGACCUUUCCUUGUCCCACCGCCACGAGAUUCGCCACCGUGAUCGAUCGUCUCAACCCCGGUCACGGCACGUAGCUAACCCACCGGUCCUAGACAAACAUAGGCAACUGAUUUGCCUGCCGGCGCCUACCACGCCGCAGCUCAAACGUCCACCACCGCCUCCAGUUCCACACACUCAUAUGUAUAACAGGAAAGGAGACUCUGGAAGAAACCACCGCUUCAAGGGCAGCACUUUAACAGUGAUCAAUCCUGAUCCCAACAGUUAUCACCCUAAGUUAGUCAUUAAGAACUUAGAUCCACGACCUGACCACAGCCACCAUCACCACAAUCACCGAAUGUAG
Limulus polyphemus (Atlantic horseshoe crab) is the source of this 1791-nucleotide messenger RNA. RefSeq names its product neurofilament heavy polypeptide-like. The record is from RefSeq and is a predicted model, not a curated record. Lineage: Eukaryota; Metazoa; Arthropoda; Merostomata; Xiphosura; Limulidae. The transcript has a single exon. Bases 1 to 1791 code for a protein of 596 amino acids.